GUAUUGUUGGCUGCGUAAACUUGAUCCCUCCUGAGUAUAGUACUACCAUCGGAUGUCCGAUAAAGCAGCUCGGAGCCACACCCAUACGUCAAAUCGUGCAAAGGCACGGGCAACUACAGAACGAAAAGACGUUUUUAAAAGCGUCCUUGAAAAUCCAUUCCGAAUACAAUGGCCCUCAAUCCCAUCAAACGCGCAAAACUUGUUCCUCGCGACACUCAUAACCACUUUGGAAAGCACGACAAAGAGCAGAAGCCGAAAAUCUUCCAAGCCAUACACUAGGAAAGCUCUACCCGGACCGGAAAUCGCAGAUUCGGUGGAGGGGACAAACCCGAGUCCAGACUCGAUGAUGUGUUCAAAAACAUCUGCAUGUGCCGCGGGUUCUACUCCUUCGCCGUCUCCGGUCGUUAGUCAUUUUGCGCCAUCUUCGAGCCACACGACCAUCGGCAUCAACGAAGUGACAAGGAGGCUUGAAUCGCAGUUGAAGUCUGUCCGACAUUCGGUCACACUCACUACCGCGUCUCAUGCCAAUCCAAUUUCCCCCGACAUUUCUUCCAUUGCUGCCGUCUUUGUAUGCCGUGCCGAUGUCAAUCCUUCGAUAUUAUUGGAUCACAUCCCUCACCUUGUGGCAGGAUACAACUCUGCACGACCUGUAUCCAACCCUCUGGGACCUCGGAAGCCUCUGAAAUUGAUCGUUCUACCAAAAGGCUCAGAGUCUGCACUUGCCCAGGCGCUCGGUUUGAGACGAGCGGCGGUAAUAGCCGUGCAUGAUGAUGCCCCAUAUUUACCAAUUUUUUGCGACAUGCUUCAAUCUGUACCUAUAAUCAGCGCACCUUGGCUUGUUCCUCCAGUCCAGCCCAAUACUCCGAAAUGCUUGAUUCCCACUCAUAUCAAACAAUUACGCACCACUGCACCCAAAGACAUGAAAUCCGCAAAAGAACAAAGGGCAAAGGCAAGAAUUGCAGCUAAGAAGAAUAGUGCAAAGCCCAGGCCCAAGAAACGUGUCAUUGCGACAUCAAGACCAGACACAUAAUGAACCCCCGAUAUACAACGAUAGGCUCCAUACCAUCAGUUGUUGGUUAGGUGCACCGCUCUCUUAUCGGAGUCUUGUAUCAAUUCUAGAUAGCAGUUCUGCUGCCUUCACUGUCUGGCAAUACGACGCACGUGGGUAAAGUUCAUACGAAUUAUUGACAGAAGUCAAGCAGUAUAUGGGUUUACGCGUUUCGUUCAGUACUCAUAUGGUGAACUAACGUGUUCGUCACACCUACAUGGUU
Suillus clintonianus is the source of this 1271-nucleotide messenger RNA. RefSeq lists its product as uncharacterized. The record is from RefSeq and is a predicted model, not a curated record. The transcript has 4 exons. Gene Ontology annotation, molecular function: ribonuclease MRP activity. Lineage: Eukaryota; Fungi; Basidiomycota; Agaricomycetes; Boletales; Suillaceae. The coding region runs from base 53 to 1030 and encodes 325 amino acids. Gene Ontology annotation, cellular component: ribonuclease MRP complex; cytosol; nucleolar ribonuclease P complex. Gene Ontology annotation, biological process: intronic box C/D snoRNA processing; nuclear-transcribed mRNA catabolic process, RNase MRP-dependent; rRNA processing.